AUGCUAAAGCUCAUACUACUAUUCAUCUAUCUCUUUAUAAUAACACCUGCUCAGGCAAAUGGAAGCACUAUAUCCCUACCGAUAGAGAAAUCAAAUCAGUUGGUAAAGCUACAAAAGCGAUCUGCAGCACACAGUCUGCAGUUAUACAACAACGAGGGAGCAGAGUAUUUAAUCAACAUUGGCAUUGGCACCCCCAUCCAAAACUUCACGGUUUCUUUAGACACGGGCAGCUCUGAUCUCUGGGUACCUAGCACCUCUUGCUCUGAACAAGAGUGCCCCUACGACAGAUUUGAUCCAUCAAAUUCGUCUACAUUCUCCGCCAUCAACGACACGCCUCCUUUCUAUAUCGCCUAUGGUAUCGGAUCAGUAAAUGGCACGUUUGCAAAAGACGAUGUUCGUUUAGGAGACGCACACAUCUCUCAGCAAAUAUUCGGAUUAGCCUCUUCUACUCAAGACCUUAUAUUGAUGUCGAGCUCCCCCUCCAAUGGAAUCCUUGGAUUAGGCUAUCCAGCAUUGACUACCGGAAAUGUAAAGUAUGAUCCAUUUCUCUUCAGAUUACACAAGGAGGGCCUGAUCCAAGAGCCAGUGUUUUCCAUCAGUAUGGGAUCAGUGCACGAUCAAGGCUGGACAGGUGAAUUGCUGCUGGGUGGUACAAAUCCGGAAAAAUAUGUGGGAGAAAUCGCGUAUGAGCCAGUUUGGGGAGAAAACACUUACUGGAUGGUUGGUGGAAAGUCGGUUCGGAUUGUCAAGGAGACCACGCAAAGUGAGGUCAUGCUCAACAGUACAUUUGCAUCUGUACGAGGUUUGAUUAUCGACACUGGUACCACCUUGACAUAUAUGGAUCAUGCCCUUGCAGAUGAGAUAGUACGCAUGGUGGCAGGGAACGUUGUACUUGAUCAAAUGUCAGGCGUAUACUUGAUUGAUUGUGGAAUUAGAGGCGAUGCAACCACUGACUAUUUUCUAGAAUUUACCAUGGAGAAAACAAGACUUGUGAUUCCUAUCAAUGACUUGAUUUUACCUCUUGUUGGGGGAGCUGGAGUAGGAGGACCUGAUGAGAAAGGCCUGUGCAUGUUUGGAAUUGCUCCGUGGAUGAAUACAGGCACAAGUCAAAAAAUGAAUGAAAAAGGUUGGAUAUUGAUUGGGGACUCGGUACUCAGAUCAACCUACUUGGUUUUUGACAUGAAGAAUCACCAAAUCGGAUUAGCUAAAACUUCCAUGCAUGCCACGAAAGAAGCAUUGUCCUCCCUCGAUAGUGGUACUCCAUCUCCGAACAUGUCUUUACAUAAACUGAAGAUCAUCUUUGGUGUAGCAUUCAUUGUAGCCACUCUAGGUCUCAAUAACUGA
This is a messenger RNA of Mucor velutinosus, 1344 nucleotides long. RefSeq lists its product as uncharacterized. Gene Ontology annotation, biological process: proteolysis. Lineage: Eukaryota; Fungi; Mucoromycota; Mucoromycetes; Mucorales; Mucoraceae. Gene Ontology annotation, molecular function: aspartic-type endopeptidase activity. The transcript is spliced from 3 exons. Bases 1 to 1344 code for a protein of 447 amino acids. The record is from RefSeq and is a predicted model, not a curated record.